Postia placenta MAD-698-R-SB12 is the source of this 735-nucleotide messenger RNA. RefSeq lists its product as hypothetical. Lineage: Eukaryota; Fungi; Basidiomycota; Agaricomycetes; Polyporales; Adustoporiaceae. The transcript is spliced from 7 exons. The coding region runs from base 1 to 735 and encodes 244 amino acids. The record is from RefSeq and is a predicted model, not a curated record. Gene Ontology annotation, molecular function: iron ion binding; heme binding; monooxygenase activity.
AUGCAAGAUGCACCAUUCCAGACUGUCAAGAACGCACUCCUUUCGGGGAAUGCAACACCGUCUUUGACUUCUUCCCUGCUAGAAGCUCUAUGGAAGGAAGGUGACUCCGCUGAGUACAAUGAAUAUGACAUCAAAUGCGUGGCAGCGGUUUUGUAUGCAGCCGGAACAGAAUCGAUGUCAACAACCCUAACCGCCUUCAUUCAAGCGAUGGUUCUCCAUCCAGAUGUGUACACUAAGACCCAACAAGAGCUCGACAGAAUAGUUGGUGGAAGCCGCCUCCCGAAUUUGACUGAUAGAGCGUCUCUGCCGUAUGUGGAGAACGUGCUGAAGGAACUCUAUCGGGCGAUGACUCGCGACGAGACUAUCUUCUCUGACCCGGAACGUUUUCUACCCGAACGAUUCAUGAGCUAUGGAGUAGAUGGAACCAAAGGCGAGGAGCAAGCCAUCGACCCGCGGGGUAUUGUAUUUGGAUUCGGACGGCGGUACGCAAAGUCUGACUCCAUAUGCCCGGGGAGACAGUUCGCCGAUUCUAGUCUCUGGCUCGCGGUUGCUACCAUCGCAGCGGCUCUUAACAUCUGUAAAGCUACAGGACCUGACGGUGCAACUAUUAUACCUGUACCCGCGUUUCCUUCUGGGUCCAUCAGGCAUGUCGCAGACUUUCAAUGUGUCAUACGUCCACGGUCGCAAGCAAUCGAGGGCGGGUUGCUCAGCCCUGCGUGGAUGGAAGAGUGGUAG